AUGGCGUUUAGAGGUACAUCUGAUAAAUUAUUUCAACCAAAUAAUGGAAAUUUUUUAGGUUUAGUUCAACUUCUUGGUAAGUAUGAUGAUGCAAUGGCAGAGCAUUUACGUCACAUAUCCAAAAAAUCGAACAGAAAUCAUUACUGCAGUCAUGAAAUUCAAGAUCAAUUGAUAAACUUAAUGGCUAAUAACAUUCGUGAUACUAUUAUAGCUAAUCUUCAUGAGGCAAAAUAUUAUUCAAUUAUUACAGAUUGUACACCAGAUAUAAGUAAAUCAGAACAAAUGUCAUUCACUGUUCGUUUUGUCGAGAAAGUUGGAAAUAACAUGAUUAUAAAAGAACAUUUCAUUGGUUUUAAAACUGCUACUGAUUCUACCGGAUUAGGUCUUUCACAGCUUAUGUUGCAAACACUCAAAGAUAACAAUAUUGAAUUUACCAACUGUAGGGGACAAGGAUAUGAUAAUGGGGCCAACAUGAAAGGAAAAAAUCAAGGAGUUCAGGCAAGAUUAUUAAAUAUAAACCCAAGAGCAUUUUAUACUCCAUGCAGUUGUCACUCAUUGAAUUUAGUUGUGGCCGAUGCUGCAUCAUCUUCUAAAGGAUCGAUUUCUUUAUUUGGAUUAAUUCAACGUGUAUAUGUAUUAUUUUCGGCGUCUGUGAAUCGUUGGGAAAUUCUUAAAAGUCAUAUAUCAGAAUUUACAGUUAAGCAAGUAUGUACAACUCGUUGGGAAAGCCGCGUAAGUGCCGUUAAAGCAAUGCGUUAUGAAACUAAUAACAUAGUUAAUGCUUUAAUAGAAAUUUCUGAAUCAUCAAAUGCUGAAGCAGGUCUUCGUCAUGAAGCGCAAUGUUUAGCCGAUAACAUAUGCGAAUUUGAAUUUCUUAUAUCACUUGUUGUUUGGUACGAUUUACUAUUUCAAAUCAAUGUAGCCAGUAAAGCAAUGCAAGGAAUCACUAUGGACAUCAUCACAGCAACUUCAAUAGUUAAAGGUUGUUUAAAUUAUAUUAUUUCUUAUCGUAAUACAGGAUAUAUUUCCGCUGUUUCAUCUGCUAAAGACAUCGCUGAAACUUUAAAUGUGGAACCAAGUUUUAAACCAAAAAGACAUAGACUAAUUAAAAGACAAUUUCAAUAUGAAAGCUUAGACAAUUAUGAACCUACCCUAGAAGAGGAAUUUAAAAGAGAUUUUUUCUAUUGUCUUAUAGAUACAAGUGUAACAUCAAUACAGUCACGUUUUGAACAGUUGGAAGCUCAUAAAAAUACAUGGGGAUUCUUAUAUAAUAUUUCUGAUUUGCGUGAUCAUGAUACUUUGGUAAAACAUUGUAUGGAUUUACAUAGUACACUUAAAAAUGAAGACCAAAAUGAUAUCAACGGAAUAGAUUUAUGUGUUGAGUUAGAACAUAUUAAAACUCUAUUACCAAAAGAUGUAUCUUCUCCAAAAGCAGUAUUGGAAUAUAUGUUACAAUCUAAUACAUCUGAUCUAUUCCCAAACAUCUGGAUAUCCUUAAGAAUUUUAUUAACAAUUUCUGUUACUGUUGCCAGUGGUGAGAGAAGUUUUUCAAAAUUAAAACUUAUUAAAACGUAUCUGCGUUCAACAUUGGGGAACGAAAAGCCGACAUCUCUAGCAAUUCUUUCUAUUGAAAAUGAAAUAGCUCAAAUGAUGGAUUUCUCAGAAAUUAUUAAAAAUUUUGCAAAAUUAAAAGCAAGAAAAGAUUUUAUCAAGGUUUAG
Messenger RNA from Aphis gossypii (cotton aphid), 1719 nucleotides. Its product is annotated as zinc finger MYM-type protein 1-like. The record is from RefSeq and is a predicted model, not a curated record. The coding region runs from base 1 to 1719 and encodes 572 amino acids. The transcript has a single exon. Gene Ontology annotation, molecular function: protein dimerization activity. NCBI's taxonomy places the organism in Eukaryota, Metazoa, Arthropoda, Insecta, Hemiptera, Aphididae.